Drosophila santomea is the source of this 433-nucleotide messenger RNA. RefSeq lists its product as uncharacterized. Bases 142 to 330 code for a protein of 62 amino acids. Lineage: Eukaryota; Metazoa; Arthropoda; Insecta; Diptera; Drosophilidae. The transcript has 2 exons. The record is from RefSeq and is a predicted model, not a curated record.
AUCAGUAGAACUAGACCAAGGUCGAGUUGAUGGAAUCACUAGCUCGGCACAUCUGUUGGUAUAUAAGACCCAACUCGGUUGCAUCUAUGAAAAUAGUUGCAUUUUGUAGUUGCCCAAGAAUACGAAAAGGAUUUCAUAAACAUGCUUUUGAAAUGCACGUGGCUCUUGGUGUUGGUCCUGUCACUGAUGGCAGGCGCCUUUGCCAGCAGCGGAUGUCCUGCAGGAUACACUGCCGAGAACAAGCGGUGCACCAUCGAGCGUCCUGUUCACGGCUCCUGUCCCCCCGGAUCCUCCUACAGCCUGAACAUUAACAAGUGUGUCCACUCAUAAAGAUUUCAAUUUUUAACUCAAUGUGAAAACAACAAUGUGAACUUUAUAUCUCUCAGAUAAGUGUAGAGUUUUUUAAAAAAUAAUAUAAUGUACUAAACAGAAA